Molecule: messenger RNA, 3572 nt
Organism: Haliotis rufescens (red abalone)
Lineage: Eukaryota; Metazoa; Mollusca; Gastropoda; Lepetellida; Haliotidae
Product: solute carrier family 25 member 44-like
Exons: 4
Coding region: 330-1319 (329 amino acids)
Biological process (GO): transmembrane transport; branched-chain amino acid catabolic process
Cellular component (GO): mitochondrion
Molecular function (GO): branched-chain amino acid transmembrane transporter activity
Source: RefSeq, a predicted model, not a curated record
GGUUCGAUUACCCGAAGGAGAAAGUCAAACGGUGAUUGGCAAGAAUCUGUUUUUGCAGUGUGUAGUUGUAUAGCCGAUGUUGUAUUUUGUGGCACUUGUGUUAGGGAAGACGAUAUCUAAACCAGUCGUCUUUUGGAUGAGGAGAAUGACAAAUUAAUUGACAUUUCCGAAGCGGAAGAUGUCAUCAGAGGUUAUGGUUCCAAAAGACUCAGAAAGAAUCCAUGGUCACCACCAUCACCAUACCUGGCUGGAAGUAUCUCUGCAUUAACCCAAACCUGACAUAUUUGAUACAAUAUUUGGGAUAAAAAUUCACCAAACAAGGCAGCAAGAUGAGUUUCGAGGUUGAUGACCUUCAGGUCAUUGAAUUGAAUAUGAUGGAUAAGAGGAAGUAUUAUCCUUUGACGUUUGCCAGUGGAAUGACAAUCCGGACCCUCUUAUACCCAGUGACGCUGGUUAAAACAAGACUUCAAAUUCAAAAGGGUCAUACAGUGUACAAGGGCACUUUUGACGCUUUUGUGAAAAUAGGACGAAAUGAGGGCGUGUCUGGAUUGUACCGAGGCUUCUUCGUAAGCUGUUUGCAGCUGUUUCCGUCAAUGGCAUACAUCUCAACGUACGAGGGUACCCGUCACUACCUCAUGGAAAACACGUCCGUAACAAACAGCAAAACGAGGUCUUUUAUAGCAGGAGGAAGUGCCUCCAUUGUAGGACAGACCUUGUCUGUUCCCCUAGAUAUAAUCACCCAGCACCUCAUGUUGAUGGGGCGGCGUAAAACAGGGACUUCCAACACGUCCAGUGAAAAGGUGCAAAAGAAGUUGUCAAGUUUACAAAAAUUAGAAAUAUCAGACGAGGCGAGAAAGAGACGGUUUGGUGCAGUAACAGCAAUUAUACGAGAAGUGUACAGGCGAGAUGGGCUGCUCGGAUUCUACAAGGGUUAUUUUGUGUCACUGACGGUGUUUGCGCCAAACAGCGCCCUGUGGUGGUUUUUCUAUGACAGUUAUUCAGACAUGCUUGCCAGUAUUGCCCCUGCCUACAUCCCCAGACUAGUGCUACAGGUGGUGUCUGGGCCCCUCAGCGGCAUCUCCGCCGCCGUCAUCACCAACCCCCUCGACCUCAUCAGAGCACGGAUGCAGGUUGAUGGAACCAAUUUAUCCGACACUGUGAAGAUAUUGUGGCAAGAGGAACGUUUCUGGAUUGUCACGAAGGGUUUGACGGCUCGCCUGGUGCAGUCGGUGAUGUUCUCCUUCUUCAUCAUCCUCGGUUACGAGACCAUCAAACGCUGGAGCCUCCUGGACGAAUACAAGCAGCAAGUGCGCUGGUGACGACUGCUUCCUGUAGGAAAUGGCCGCUUUUAGAAGAAUUGUACCAUAGAUAUUUUUAUCUACAUGAUCACUUGUUGAUGUGCGUGACGAAUAUUUCCGAGCUGUUUGAAUGUGAGUUGUUAUGUUGCGACUGUUUUGGUCUAGCCUCUGUUGUCAUGGACUUAUAACAUCAGUGGGCACUUACAGCGAUCUUCCCCAUUUUACAUAUCAGUCCCUGUUGUAUGCCGCGACCAAAAGUCAAAAUUCUGCUGUCAAUUUUGGUAAAUCCUGUAAAAUUUGAUAAUUCUGCCCAAAAUUCUGCAAACUUUUAAGUUUUUUGUGAAUUUCAUAGUUUUUCACCAUUUUGACUCAUGGAAAACGUUGUUAUGAUUGACUUAUUCACGGCCAAAAUGGCUUAUUGAAGUGAAUCUGGAAUCCACUUGUGUCAAAAUACAGACAUGCACUUUCGGUAAGCAUUAAUACAAACGUCAACUAAACUUUAGAACGAAAUCAAUAUCUGUUUACAUGUUUACAACAAUGCAGCUUUCGAUUCGCACAUUAAAAUUCUGCAGUGUGUUUGAUGAAUUCUGCAUUGUGUUUGAUCAUGUUGAUGAAUUCUGCAGUGUUUGAUGACUUCUGCAGUGUGUUUGAUGAAUUGUGGGGCAAAUAAAUGCAAAAUUCUGCACAAGUUCUGCACAAAAUGUGAUUUUCGGCAUGUAUAUGUAAAUUUCGUCACUGAGUGUGCAUUCCUGACAAAUACUCCACAAACUUGGAAUCACAGAAUACAGCAGGGACCGUUAGGGCUCUCACAGUGAUCUUCCCCAUGUUACAGGUAGCCCCUGGAUGAGUGGAAAUUUCCUCUGACUGGCAGUUACUAGGUGAAUCGUAGCAUUGAGUGUGUGAGUGAGAAUUUGGCAUAAUGUUAAAAAUAAUGAUUUAAGGGUUCCCCAGAUACAUCAUUGUGCUUAGAACAUUGACAAAAGGGAGCCGCUUAUUCAAACCAAACACAAGUUAAAUUUGUUGAAAGGUUGAUGAACUAAAACUUUUUUCAUAAUAGUUAGUUGGCAAUAAUAUGCCCCUUCUGCGCUGCAGUUUCCAGUAGAACACCUGUAAAAUAUACAAGAAAAGACCAAAUAUCAUGUAAAUUUUCGGUCUUCCUCUUAGUAAGGGGCGCUUAUAGAAAUACUUACAGAUUGGUCUGGAAGUUGGUCAGGGGGCCAAUCUCAUUAAAAUCAGAUCUUAGUUCUCGCUAUCGCUAAACAAAGAUCUGAGGACAUCCCAUUACGGGUCACGUCAGACCGACCUUGAGCGACCAAUGGAAAGACUGACAAGAAGUCGACAUUAGCCAAUCAGAAGGCAGCUUUCUCGUGCUUUACAGCACUAAUUUCAAAUUGGCAACUACGCUUCGAAACAUAUUUUGACAAAUUCUCGAUUAAAAAUUUGAAACCCGAACAAAAGAACUAUCUGGAAUGGAAAAUAUAUGGUCUAGAAUGUAAGGAUUCAGUCGUUAAACCAGUAACUAUUGUUUGGAAUACCCGUGUUAAAGUUUUCGAGGUUGCAUGAUUAGAAAUCACAUUCUGACUGUCACUUUCAUGAUCUGGUAAGCGAUGCUCUGAUUGGUCGGAUGAAAGGUCGUUCUAACGUGACCCGUAAUGGGAUGACCUCUGAUCUUUGUUUAGAGGUAGCGAGAACUAAGAUCUGAUUUUAAUGAGAUUUGUCAGGGGGCGCUUAUUGCAGCAGAUCACUUAGUACAGCGAAUACAGUAUUAUUUUUAACUGACAUUUCUAUUCUCGUGACAAAUAUAAUCAAAGUUCACACUGUUCAUUCACGAUUUUCUUCAUUGAGUCAUUGAACAUGUUGAAUUACAUAUCAAACAGGGACGUGAAUUUUCAUUUAUUUUCAUUAUUAACUAGCGCUGGGUAAACAUGGUACAUGGUGGUAAAGAGUAUAAAGUUAAUAAUGAUUUUAUUACAGCAAAGUUGCCAUGUGGUCGUCGUGGUCGUAGGGACUAGGGCUGGGACGAGUCCAAAUUUACUACCCGGGUACCCCCACUCCACCACCACCUUAUUACCCGACCCUACCCGGGUACUCACUGUUGGUCUCAGGAGAUGUCUCAAAAUGUCCGAUUAGGAACAAUUUUGGCAUAGCCAUGGCAAAAUGUAUUUAGAUACAUGUAUUCAACAAUCUGGUCAUUCAUACACUGAAGCUGAAUUAAGUUAUAUCUUUAUUCAACCAUAUGAAAAAUCAGAAGGAAUAGGUGCAUAAUCAAAAAGA